UCGACAAAGUCUCAAGUAAAAUUGGCCAAAGUAAUAAAAGUUCUUGGACGAACUGGUUCACGAGGAGGUGUUACACAAGUCCGUGUCGAAUUCAUGGAUGACACCACACGUACAAUCAUCCGAAAUGUAAAAGGUCCUGUCCGGGAAGAGGACAUCCUUGCGCUCUUGGAGAGUGAACGUGAAGCUCGGUAA
Messenger RNA from Pisolithus orientalis, 192 nucleotides. Its product is annotated as ribosomal protein S28e. Lineage: Eukaryota; Fungi; Basidiomycota; Agaricomycetes; Boletales; Pisolithaceae. Gene Ontology annotation, cellular component: cytosolic small ribosomal subunit; ribosome. The annotation marks the transcript as partial. The record is from RefSeq and is a predicted model, not a curated record. Gene Ontology annotation, biological process: ribosomal small subunit assembly; translation; maturation of SSU-rRNA. The transcript has 2 exons. Gene Ontology annotation, molecular function: structural constituent of ribosome.